AUGCCUUGCAGUUUUGAGAGACUUUUGUACGGUCAGGGUUUGGGUCUUAAACAUGUAAGAGAACCCUUUGACGAGUUCGAGAAUUCAGUAUCAAUGCAGCUAUCGUUGAAGAGGUUUAUUCCCUCACAAACGGACUGGUAUGCCAAGGCCAUUGAUGACAGGCAGGGUGAACGAUGCAGUCUUGAGCAGUCGUUUUAA
Molecule: messenger RNA, 198 nt
Organism: Paraglomus occultum
Lineage: Eukaryota; Fungi; Glomeromycota; Glomeromycetes; Paraglomerales; Paraglomeraceae
Source: the annotation of a GenBank genome assembly